GGACGUGUUUUUAAUGGUCAGAAGAAAAAAAUUAACUAUCUUCACAGAUGCCAAGGAUACAACCACUGUAUUAGAACUAAAGAAAAUAAUUGAAGGAAUACUAAAAGUGCCCCCUCAAAAUCAACAACUUUACAACAAGGAUAACACUAUUAUGGAAGAUGGUCGUAUGUUACAAGAUUAUGGAUUGACUUCAAGUAUUGCUAAAGCUCAAAGCCCCGCUACAGUUGGAUUGGCUGUCAAAGAUGAUAAUGGUGCAUUUGAACCCCUAGAAUUGACACAAUACUCAGCCCCUCCAGAUUUGCCAGACGUGAUGAAAUCGCAAGAAAGCAAUGGCCAAGAACAACAAUCUUGA
Messenger RNA from Brassicogethes aeneus, 352 nucleotides. The record is from the annotation of a GenBank genome assembly. Lineage: Eukaryota; Metazoa; Arthropoda; Insecta; Coleoptera; Nitidulidae.